CGGCGGGCCACAGGAAUGAGGAAGGAGCGCUGGGAUUACCGGCCGCCCGCCCUUCAUAUAAAGCGACCCGCCGAGGCACAGCACACAUCGUGCCCAGACCUCGUGACAAUACAUACCCCAACGAGCUCUUCAGACCGAAACAACGGAAGCAAAAUGAAACUGUUCCAGAUCCUGUUCGUGCUGACUCUCUGCGUCGUACUGGAGUUGGCGUUGGCCUACCCCGCAGCUGAAGCCGAAGCCAAAGCUGAAGCGAGGCGGCGUUUCGGAGGUUUCGGAGGUUUCGGAGGAUUCGGAGGAUUCGGCGGCGGCCACGGAGGAUUCGGCCACGGUGGAUUCGGUCACGGUGGAUUCGGCCACGGUGGAUUCGGCGGUCAUGGAUUCGGUGGCCACGACCACGUUAUUCACCACGGGGAUCAUAUUCACGUCCUCCACCACCACUUUUAAGCGGCUCAUCGGAUGGCCUUGCCUGACUGUGGCCUCGACAAAGGAAGCGCAACCUUUGCCGAACGUUUAUAUUAAUGAUUAACAACGUAAUACAUUUUUUAUACAUA
Molecule: messenger RNA, 551 nt
Organism: Penaeus chinensis
Lineage: Eukaryota; Metazoa; Arthropoda; Malacostraca; Decapoda; Penaeidae
Product: pupal cuticle protein 36a-like
Exons: 2
Coding region: 16-444 (142 amino acids)
Source: RefSeq, a predicted model, not a curated record